AUGUCGACAUUCGGUGACUACUUCCGGGUGACGACGUAUGGAGAGUCGCACUGCCAUUCGGUCGGGUGCAUUGUGGAUGGCUGCCCUCCUGGCAUGGCUUUGAGUGAGGGUGACAUUCAACCUCAGAUGACUCGACGAAGACCAGGCCAGAGCGCCCUCACUACCCCUCGAGAUGAGAAGGAUAGGGUUGAGAUCCAGUCGGGAAUAGAAUGUGGCUUUACUCUAGGUACACCAAUCGCUUUGAUUGUUCACAAUGAGGACCAAAGACCCAAGGACUAUGGCGGUAGCACAAUGGACUUAUACCCUCGUCCAAGCCAUGCCGACUUUACUUAUCUUGAGAAGUACGGAGUUAAAGCUAGUAGUGGAGGAGGCCGCAGUAGUGCGCGCGAGACAAUAGGACGUGUUGCCGCUGGUGCUAUUGCAGAGAAAUAUCUCAAACUCGCCCAUAAUAUUGAAAUUGUCGCCUUCGUUUCCUCUGUUGGCAAGGAAGACCUUUUUCCUCCUUCACCUGAAUAUCCUUCAUAUUCGAGAAACCCCAAUUUUUUGAGACUGAUUGGAGCAAUCACUCGUGAGAAGGUGGAUGAGUUUGCUCCUGUUCGAUGCCCGGAUACAGAAGCUUCCCAGCGUAUGACUGAAGCCAUUGAGGUGUUCCGUGAUAAGAAAGACAGCAUCGGAGGCACCGUCAUGUGCGUUAUUCGAAACGUUCCAACCGGUCUAGGAGAGCCUUGCUUUGAUAAGUUAGAAGCAAAGCUUGGUCACGCAAUGAUGAGUAUUCCUGCCACUAAAGGAUUUGAAAUUGGUUCUGGCUUUGGUGGCUGCGAGGUCCCGGGGUCAGUCCACAAUGAUCCAUUUAUUUUUACACCGGAAUUUGGCGAAAUCAAUGAUAAGAAGCGAAUGACCACGAAAACAAACAAUUCUGGUGGUAUUCAGGGUGGUAUUUCGAAUGGAGCCGACAUCUACUUCCGCAUCGCUUUCAAGCCUCCUGCGACCAUUGGUCAGGCGCAGACGACAACCAAAUAUGACUUCGAGGAAGGAGUCCUUGAAGCCAAGGGUCGCCAUGACCCCUGUGUUGUACCCAGAGCUGUGCCAAUUGUCGAGGCUAUGUCCGCGCUUGUCAUCAUGGAUGCCCUUCUGGCACAAAAUUCCCGUGAGGCUUCGAGAAGUUUACUUCCAAAGUUGCCCAAAUCUCUGCCCAUAAGGCCCGAUAUCACGUACUAA
This is a messenger RNA of Talaromyces marneffei, 1218 nucleotides long. RefSeq lists its product as uncharacterized. NCBI's taxonomy places the organism in Eukaryota, Fungi, Ascomycota, Eurotiomycetes, Eurotiales, Trichocomaceae. Gene Ontology annotation, biological process: chorismate biosynthetic process; aromatic amino acid biosynthetic process. Gene Ontology annotation, molecular function: FMN binding; chorismate synthase activity. The record is from RefSeq and is a predicted model, not a curated record. Bases 1 to 1218 code for a protein of 405 amino acids. Gene Ontology annotation, cellular component: cytosol. The transcript has 3 exons.